UAAGAAGGACCUGUUGGAUGAAAGCAAAAAGGGCAAAACGUGGAAAAGUUACUGGCAGUGCUGAAGUCCAAAACAGAAAGCUAAGACCUGAUACAACAGCUUUUCCCACACUGACAGAAUGGGAGUUGUAGUCCAAAAGAAAAACGUGACCAAUCUUUGGUACAGCAGCCUUCUCCAAACUGGCACAGCCAUCCACCAGGUGUGCUUGGGUAAAAGCUGCCAUCAUUCUGAGCCAACUUCAGUUGUAAACCGCUUAGACACUGUUCAGUAUGAAGCGGUAUAUAAAUGAAGCUGUUUGUUUUUGUUUUGUUUGUGUCCUUUCUGCUGGUGGAUGCUAGAUGCUGUAGUCCAAAUGCAUCUGGAGAAUGCUGGUUUGGAGCCAGGUGCUGUAUAGUCAUUUCCCAAUGUAAUCAAAAUACAAAUACUUUGGGGGGUGGGGGGAGGUGUAAGAUCAGACUGCCUUGACAUCUGCUUUUGUGGAUUCAAUGUUGCUUCAUCAACCUGGUUUCUCCCACCCCAGUCAUCCUCCCAGAUAACAGCUUUGUUGGGAGACAAUGGUUCAGAUGUUUUUUAAAAAGUAGAGUCGAUAUGGGAGAGAACCAGCAUGGUGUAGUAGUUUGAGUGCUGGACUACGACUGGAGACCAGGACUCAAUUCUCCACUUGGCCAUGGAAACCCACUGGGUGACCUUGGGUGAGUCACACACUCUCAGCUCCAGAAACUCCCCAUGACAGAGUAGCCUUAGGGUUACCAUAAGUCAGAAACAACUUGAAUGUACACAACAGCAACCUUAUGGGGCAGUGUGGGGUGCCCUUCUCUCCACUGUGCUGCCCUUAUUUGAAGCAAGCUUUGAAAGCUGCUUCGGUGCUGGUUAGUGAUUCCUAUAUCAGUGGGCCAAGAAUCUCUGGAUUUAAGGCCAGAUUUGCAAGUUGCUGAGCCCUGCCUCCGGAAGCAAUGCAACACAAUGGGCUACCUCUUUUAAAGUGUGGACUAAAACCCAAAAUGGAUCCAUUCACUGCUGCCCCCCCCACCCACCCAACAUGGGAGCUGUUGUCAUUGCCUUGCAGCCUUGGUGCACCGUUUUCCCUGACUGGUUCCUGGAGUUUUGCCAUUGUGUCCCCCCAGAUAUGAACAGGAGGGAGCCUUGAAAGUUGGGCCUGUCUGAAACACUCGCCUUUAGCCGUAGUUGCCUUUGAGCAGAUUCUGUUGCUUUUAAGCUGGACCAGGUGCAUAUGAGUUCUCUGCUGUGGGAGUAUGACCUUUGAUGGUGGAGGGGUGAGGAUCCUGGGUGGUACAUUGCCUGGAGCCAAGAGAAAGCCCCCCCUCCCCAUGCACAGGCAUACACAAACACCACCUGGAGUGCUGAUAUCUUUGCUGCUGAGGCUGCAAUAAGAUGGAAUAAGACGAAGAAGGUUUGCAGCCUCUUGCCAGGGACUUGCCAGCCUCCCACGGGUGGCCAAACCGGUUUAUGUUGGGAAUCCUCAUUCCCAAACCUCCCCUGGCUCAGGGAGGAGGCUGUUUCCCAGCUGGCUUGGCUAAAUCUUUAAUAAGUACUCUCUGUCUCAGUGCUGGGAAUGAAAGCCACUCAGGAACCUGAUCUGGGAGGUGGAAAAUGGCUACCCCACAGAGAAGGUUUGUGGCCGAGUGUGCACAAUUCAUGACAAGCAGGAGUGAUGAGGGGUGGGAAGUCUGUGCUGGGAAGGACAAGGAGAGCCAACAUAGGCCUCCUGUGGCUUACGCUCUAUACGGAUAUAUAACACAGGCUUGUUGUCAUUUGCCAUGAAGUUGGCAGGGCAACCCUAUGACAUCCGAGAACAUCCAGUCACCCACAGCCCUCUAUUUGCAAACCCAGGACAGGGGCUUCCUUUAUUGGCUCAAGUCCAUGUAUAAUGUGGUCUUCCUCUUUUCUUACUGCUGCACACUUUACUGAGCAUUAUCGUGUUUUCCAGUGAGUCAUGUCAUCUCAUGAUAUGUCCAAAGUACCUUUAUUUAGUCAUUUUGGCUUUUAGGGGGAAAGUUCAGGCUUGAUUUGUUUUAAGACUCAGUCAUUUAUCUUUUUAGUGGUCCUCCAGUGCCACAUUUCGAAUGAGUUGUUUUUCUUCCUAUCAGCAUUUGUCCAGUCCAGCUUUCACAGCCACAUAGGGCCUAAAUCCCAUUAUUAGUCCCAUCAAGAAUAGACCCACUGAAUCAAUAAAUAAAGAAAUACCUAAGUGCCAUUGUUUCAGUAGGUCUACUCUUGUUGGAACAAGUAAUAGGGUUUAGGCCUUUCUGGAUUAAUUUGCUCAAAAGCUAGUCCGGUGGUAUUUAAGAGGAUAUUUUUUUUGUAAUUAUUGGCCUGAAGUUGUGUUGGUCCAUAGUGCAGAUCUCUCUCCUCUUUCCCGAGCUGUAGAGAUCGUGUUGAAUAAUGACUAAGAGACUGGCCAUAGAUGUUCUUGGUCCAAAUGUCCCAUUUUGCUGUGAGAUGAACAAGUGGCCUCCAAGGUUUUGGCCUCAGUUUUUCUACCUGUGAGAGGGAGAUAAUGUUACCAUACCUGAUUGCACAGACCUGGAAAAAGUGCAGUUCUCCAGAUGCUGUCAGACUGCAUCUCCCAGCACUCCUCACCAUUGACAGUGCUGGUUAGGCCUGUUGGAACUUGCAGUCCAAAAACAUUUGGGGGUCCACACAAUUCCCACACCGGAUGGCAUGCCUUCCCCUCCCGGUUGUGAUCAGUUUCCCCUCCCACUGCUGAGAGCAAAGUUGUAAAGACUCAUUCUUUCAAACUGCUCUUUUAAGCCAUCUUGAUGUCUCUUGACUUCACAAUAGACUUUAAUGCUGUUGGCCUGGUGGGGAUUAUAAUGCUCUAACUGCCUAAUUUGUUUUUAAGCUGUUUUCAGUCUGAUUUGGAUGAGCCCAACAUGGUUGAGUUGAAAGAGACCCCCAAGAGCAGUGGUUCUCAACCUUCCUAAUGCCACGACCCUUUAAUACAGUUCCUCAUGCUGUGGUGACUUCCAACCCAUAAAAUUAUUUUCAUUCAAACACAAAUAUGUAUUUUUGAUGGUCUUAGGCGACCCCUGUGAAAGGGCCGUUUAACCCCCAAAGGGGUCCCGACCCACAGGUUGGGAACCACUGCCCAAGAGCUAUCCAACCUCAACUUAUUUUUAAACUAUUCCAUGUGUUUCCUACCUGGGACAUGAUUUUUUGUAGUGGAAAGGUGGGAUGAAAAUGUAAUGGUUGAUGUAAAUAGGGGCUGGUGUCCUGCAUUGCACGGUUACAGAUUCGUAACCUAGAGUUAUGGGUCUAUAAAUGUUCCCUACUGGAUUUUCAUGAUCUUGGCACAGUUGCUGUGACCAUAAAUGCCCUCCCCCCCAAAUCCCACCUUAAAUCCCUGGAGGCUGCUCCAUGCAUUAGUAGUCUAUGGCAUGGAUGAAUGGGGCACUUCAAGAUGAUGCAGCCAGGGCACUUUGCCCCCAUGGCUUGUGGGUGGGAGGAAGUUGGCAAUGUCGUUCUGAAGUGCCUUACUUGACCAUGCCACAGAUCUUCAUGGUAUGGAGCAGCUUGCUGGAGUUUAAGGUGGAAUUUAGGGGUUGUUUCCUUAGAUCAUUCUUAGCUAUGUUUACGUAGUCAUGAAUGUAUUGCAAGAUCCCGGCCAUUAAUAAUAAUGAACAUUACUUGGACAAUGGAUGUAAUGAUUUCAGGACAAUGGGGUGAUUUUUGGUCAUUCCCAUGCCCUGCUAACAGUGCAUCUCUCCUGUCUGAUCUAGGUUUCAGCGAGACAGUUAUGCCGUGGAGGUGAGGUUAAAUGACUACUUGGACAUCAUCUGCCCACACUAUGAGGACAGCAGCAUCCCAGUCCACACCAUGGAGCGCUACACCUUAUACCUGGUGGAGCGAGAGGAGUAUGAGACCUGCAAGCCACAUUCAAAGGAUCAGAUCCGUUGGGAAUGCAACCGACCAGAUGCCAUGCAUGGCCCUGAGCGCUUCUCAGAGAAAUUCCAGCGCUUCACACCAUUCACCCUUGGCAAGGAGUUUCGAGAGGGUCAUGAGUAUUACUAUAUCUCAAAACCAAUCCAUCGCCAUGGGGACAGCUGCCUCAAAUUGAAGGUGAUGGUGGCUGGGAAAAAUGCUCGGACGCUGGCCGAUCACAGUCCCACCCAGAAGGGGAAACUUCAGUCAGAUGACCCUGAUGCCCCAAUGCUCCGCAGCGUGGGGCACAAUUCAGCCCCCCGGCUCUGCAGCCCAUUCACUUUUGUUGGCCUCCUGUUACCACUGCUGAUGCCCCCAGGACCCUGAAUGGGGGACCACCUCGCAGUUUGAGCUAUGAGGACUGAACCGUGAGUGGAGGGGAGAAGAUAGAGCUCAACAGCCCCGAGUGAAGGGUGCGAGUAGUUGCUCGUAACCCCUCUUUCAGAAGCUGUAAAGUAGUCAGUAUUCGCUGGCUGACUUCUGCAAUCAAAUCACCGGCAGCUGCUCUCCUGAGUCAUGAAGAAUAUGGAUGGGUAUGGCUCUGGUGAGGCCCUGAGCACUUUGGAACCAUGGAAAUAUUGGUCUUGUUGGGCACAUGAACUCUGUGUGGACUAGAGGGGAGAGAGAUCUAUUUGUCUCUUUGCAAGUAAUGCUACAUGCUGGAUAGACACGGGGCUGUGGCACUGAGCAUCCUGCAGGCCAGAGAUUCUUGGAAGGCCAUGCCAUACUUUUCCAUGUUGGUGGAACUUACAGACUCUAAGAAUGGCACAAAACACAGUGUGAUGUUGGAACUGGCAGCUACCUUGGACUGUACAGUAUGAAUAAUUUAUCGGACAAUAAAAAGGCAGGGCCUGGAUUUGGGGAGAGCCCCCAUGUUGUUUAUUCAUUAAUGACUUCCCCUCUUCUCCACUUCAGCUGAAAGACAGAGGAACUCCAUUUUGUACCCUAGAAGAGCAAACUGGGAACUAGUUUGUUUCAAACAAAACCUCAGAAGCACACAAGAUUCAUUCACUCCAUUUUGGAUCCAGUACACUCCAUCCCUUUUUUUUUUUCACAUGCAGCCAGAAAAACAGGUCCUGAAGGCAGACUGUACACAUGUGCUAUUCAGAGAUAGACUGACUCUGAGCAUGGAGGAUCCAUUUAGCUGUGGAUAGCUAAGACUGACUGGCUUCCAACCAGAAAACUUGUUCAAUUCAGAAAUCUCCAGAGUCAGGUCUGCAAUCUCCUUUGAAUUACUGUAUAUACUCGACUAUAAGUCAACCUCAUGUAUAAGUCAAGGGCAAGUUUUGGAGCCAAAAUUAUGGAUUUUGCUAUGACCCAUGGAUAUGUCAAGGGUAAAACUUAGGGGCAUACAGCAAAGGAUCUAAAGGAUGAAGCAUAGCAAAACAAUGUAAUAGACUUACAAAAUUCCAGCAGACAUAACUCUUUAUGUUUACUCUUAAGGCUGGAUGGAUGAGAGGAUAGAAGGGAUCAGUUCUUCCAGGACAUAUUAUACUCUUGCUUUUCACCAGGGGAUGGCUCCUUCUUUUACAUAAGUGUUAAGAUACAGUACUUACAUUGGCUGAUGGAUAAGUCAACUCAGGUUUUUUUGGGUCAACUUUUUUACCUAAAUUUCUAGACUUAUACAUGAGUAUAUACAGUAUUUUCCCCAAUCUGCUUGUCCUAAUCCAGCCUUUCCCUGGAUGUGGGAAUGUGCAUUUUCUUAACCUGCCUUUCAUGUGCCUCGGGAACUGAAAAUUUCAGGGUGAAGGAACAUCACCUGAGGAGGACAAUAGUUGGCCAUGCACUGUCUGGCACUCAAUAAUAUUACUGGUACAUCACAGGGAGGAGAGUGUUAAUGAAUGGAAAGGGGUGUUUUGAUAUUGGGAGGGGGAUAAUAUUCUGUAAAUGUUUUAUCUGAUGGAUUUUUAUACAGAAUAAAUAACUCAAAAUGAAA
Messenger RNA from Sceloporus undulatus (fence lizard), 5878 nucleotides. RefSeq names its product ephrin A1 (gene EFNA1). The coding region runs from base 3838 to 4269 and encodes 143 amino acids. The transcript has 4 exons. Gene Ontology annotation, biological process: ephrin receptor signaling pathway; axon guidance. Gene Ontology annotation, cellular component: plasma membrane. Lineage: Eukaryota; Metazoa; Chordata; Lepidosauria; Squamata; Phrynosomatidae. Gene Ontology annotation, molecular function: ephrin receptor binding. The record is from RefSeq and is a predicted model, not a curated record.